Molecule: messenger RNA, 1176 nt
Organism: Fraxinus pennsylvanica
Lineage: Eukaryota; Viridiplantae; Streptophyta; Magnoliopsida; Lamiales; Oleaceae
Source: the annotation of a GenBank genome assembly
AUGGGGUUUGAAGGGAAACAGAGAGAAGAAGAAGGAGAGGGAGUAAUGGCUACAGAUUUUUUCUGGUCAUAUACAGAUGAGCCCCAUGCCUCUCGCAGAAGGCAGAUCCUCUCUCAGUAUCCUCAAAUCAAACAACUCUUUGGCCCUGACCCCUUUGCUUUCCUCAAGAUUGCUAUGGUGGUUGUUCUUCAGCUAUGGACCGCAACCUAUCUCCAUAAUGCAGGUUGGCUGAAGAUAUUGAUAGUAGCUUAUUUUUUUGGAUCUUUCCUCAACCACAAUCUCUUCUUAGCCAUUCACGAGCUAAGCCACAAUCUAGCCUUCUCAAAGCCAGUUUACAACCGUUGGCUCGGGAUUUUUGCUAACCUUCCCAUCGGUGUACCCAUGUCUGUAACUUUCCAAAAGUAUCAUCUUGAGCACCAUCGCUUUCAAGGGGUGGACGGAGUUGAUAUGGAUAUCCCAACUCUCACUGAAGCCCAUCUGGUGAAGAAUAUCGUUUCUAAAUCAAUAUGGGUUAUUCUGCAACUCUUCUUUUAUGCUCUCCGACCAAUUUUUAUCAAACCAAAACCACCGGGAAUAUGGGAGUUUGUUAAUUUAAUUAUCCAGCUCGCCCUUGAUGCUGUUAUAGUACAUUUUUGGGGAUGGAAGUCAUUUGGUUAUUUGAUACUGUCCACCUUCGUCGGAGGAGGGAUGCACCCCAUGGCCGGUCACUUCAUCUCCGAACAUUACGUAUUCAAGCCGGAUCAAGAAACAUAUUCUUAUUACGGUCCCUUGAAUCUUAUGACAUGGAGCGUAGGAUACCACAACGAGCACCACGAUUUCCCUAGGAUUGCCGGGACCAAGCUUCGAAAGGUGAGGGAGAUUGCACCGGAGUUUUAUGAUAAUUUAGAUUCGUAUAAAUCUUGGAGUCAGGUAGUUCAUCUGGCUUUGCAAAGAACAUAUGCUUUCCCAAACAAAUCAAGUGGUUCGAAGCUGUUGUGGAUUCACAGGGACGGAGAUGGUUGUGUCGGGGCGAAGCUGCUACGAGAGGUCAAAUGCAUCUGGGUGGACAGUUUUGAGUGUAUCGGUGGUUUUGGGGGUGGCGUUUGGGGUUCUGUCUGUGGUGGCCGCCUUGGCUGUGGCGGUGCCAGUGACUCUAGUGAUGUGGAUUACCGUGCUUGUGCUUUUGACUUUUUGUAG